AUAGUGUUCCCUCCCAAUACUUCGACGAUGGAGAAACAGAAUUCGGCAACUAGUAUAAUACGAACAAAAUCCGAUCAGCUGGUGGAGACAAUGGCUGCAGCACUGGCUGUGAUGAAGUCUCCGAUGUCGUCAUCGAGCGAGGCGGGCUUUGGUGGAGGACCGGAGAGCAGUUCCAACCUGUCGAGGAAGUCCAGCAGGCGGCUGGCGGCUGCCUCUCCAGGGCGAAGCAUCGGCAGGAACACCCACAUUCGGAAGUCGAGAAGUGCUCAGAUGAAAUUGGAUCUUGAUGAUCUCAGUAGCGGCGCCGCCUUGAGCAGAGCUUCUAGUGCCAGCUUAGGGUUGUCUUUCUCCUUCACCGGCUUCACCAUGCCACCAGAUGAUAUCGCGGAUUCGAGACCAUUUAGUGAUGACGAAAUUCCUGAAGAUCUUGAGGCUGGCAUGCAUAAGAAGAAAAUUCAAACUGAACCUACCAUACCAAUCUACCUCAAGUUCACCAGUGUGACAUACAAGGUGGUUCUAAAAGGAGUAACAUCCACAGUGGAAAAGGAUAUUCUGAAUGGAAUUACUGGUUCGGUUGAUCCAGGGGAAGUUUUGGCACUGAUGGGACCAUCAGGAAGUGGAAAGACUACCCUCCUGAGUCUACUUGGAGGGAGAGUAAGAGAGCCCACACCAGGUGGUUCAGUUACUUAUAAUGACCAACCUUACUCGAAGCUCCUAAAAAGCCGGAUUGGGUUCGUGACUCAAGACGACGUUCUAUUUCCUCACCUAACGGUGAAAGAAACAUUAACAUAUGCAGCUCUUUUACGUCUUCCAAGGACAUUGACAAAAGAGGAAAAGAAGAAAAGAGCUUUGGAUGUUAUAUACGAGCUAGGAUUAGAGAGGUGCCAAGACACCAUGAUUGGUGGUUCCUUUGUUCGGGGAGUUUCAGGUGGAGAGAGGAAGCGUGUAAGCAUCGGAAAUGAGAUAAUAAUCAACCCGUCUCUCUUGUUUCUCGAUGAACCAACCUCCGGGUUGGAUUCUACAACUGCUUUGAGGAUUAUUGAUACUUUACAUGAUAUAGCUGAGGCUGGAAAAACAGUGGUCACCACAAUCCACCAGCCAUCGAGCAGACUCUUCCUCAAGUUUAACAAGUUGAUUCUUCUUGGAAAAGGAAGCUUGCUUUAUUUUGGACAGGCAUCAGAAGCAAUGGUGUACUUUUCAUCCAUAGGAUGUACUCCGCUCAUUGCAAUGAACCCUGCAGAAUUCAUGCUUGACCUUGCAAACGGAAAUGUCAAUGAUAUUUCCGUCCCAUCGGAAUUGGAAGAUAAAGUGCAAAUGGAGAAUUCAGAAACAGAGAUGAAAGGCGGAAAGCCUGCUCCAGCAGUGGUGCAUGAGUAUCUUGUGGAGGCCUAUGAGACAAGAGUUUCUGAAAGUGAGAAGAAGAAACUUAUGGAUCCUAUACCCAUUGAUGAGAAAAUCAAGUCCAAAUUAUGUUCUGCGAAAAGAGAGUGGGGAACUAAUUGGUGUGAUCAGUAUUCCAUAUUAGUCAGGAGAGGACUCAGAGAACGGAGACAUGAUUAUUUUAGCUGGUUGAGAAUUACUCAAGUUAUAGCAACCGCAACUAUUCUUGGAUUGCUAUGGUGGCAAUCUGGUGGUAACAGCUCCACCGAACUUAAAGAUCAGGCAGGGCUGCUGUUCUUCAUUGCUGUUUUCUGGGGAUUCUUUCCUGUUUUCACAGCAAUCUUCACUUUUCCCCAAGAAAGAGCCAUGCUGAGCAAGGAACGAGCAGCUGACAUGUAUAGAUUAAGCGCCUAUUUUGUGGCAAGAACCACAAGUGACCUUCCACUUGACCUUCUACUGCCAGUUGUAUUUCUCGCAGUUGUAUAUUUCAUGGCAGGCUUAAGAACGGACGCUGGUUCCUUUUUCCUCACCAUGCUAACAGUUUUUCUCUGUAUUAUAGCUGCUCAGGGACUUGGGCUAGCUAUUGGUGCUACCCUAAUGGAUUUGAAAAGGGCAACAACUCUAGCCUCUGUCACAGUAAUGACCUUCAUGUUGGCUGGAGGGUACUUUGUCAAGAAAGUUCCAGUAUUCAUAUCAUGGCUUCGCCACCUCUCGUUUAACUAUCACACCUACAAACUUCUUCUGAAAGUACAAUAUGAACACAUAGGUGACUCUAUCAAUGGAAUCAAAAUAGAUGACGGUCACAUGGAAGUAGCUGUGUUGGCAGCCAUGGUUGUUGGCUACAGACUCUUGGCGUACUUAUCUCUACGAAGGAUGAAGCUCCAAUCAGGGGCUUAGGCCAUGGCGGCAAAAACACGAAACUUGGAAAUCGGAAAUUCAUGAGCUAUCCCAUCUAAACUGAGCAUGAAGCCAGAAAAUGGGAAUGAAAACAAGAUCACUGGAAUAAAUAUUCAAACUCUUUGCCCCUAAGAGAGGUUGUAAUAUACUACUUGGUCUAGAUUAGCUUAAGUGUAAUUCUUAAGAUAGUUAUUCACAUGAUUUAAAAUCAUGUUUGCAGCAAGUUCUGAUAAUGUGAUAAACCUUUUGAUUUUUGAGAUCUUAAUUAAGCAAGUUUAACUAAA
Molecule: messenger RNA, 2561 nt
Organism: Olea europaea var. sylvestris
Lineage: Eukaryota; Viridiplantae; Streptophyta; Magnoliopsida; Lamiales; Oleaceae
Product: ABC transporter G family member 22-like
Exons: 10
Coding region: 28-2277 (749 amino acids)
Cellular component (GO): membrane
Molecular function (GO): ATP binding; ABC-type transporter activity; ATP hydrolysis activity
Source: RefSeq, a predicted model, not a curated record